This is a messenger RNA of Xiphophorus maculatus (southern platyfish), 2373 nucleotides long. RefSeq names its product prolyl 4-hydroxylase subunit alpha 3 (gene p4ha3). Lineage: Eukaryota; Metazoa; Chordata; Actinopteri; Cyprinodontiformes; Poeciliidae. The transcript has 13 exons. Gene Ontology annotation, cellular component: endoplasmic reticulum. Gene Ontology annotation, molecular function: procollagen-proline 4-dioxygenase activity; protein binding; iron ion binding. The record is from RefSeq and is a predicted model, not a curated record. Gene Ontology annotation, biological process: peptidyl-proline hydroxylation to 4-hydroxy-L-proline. The coding region runs from base 196 to 1827 and encodes 543 amino acids.
UGUGCUUAAAAACUCGGUUAAUAAAUGAAAGAGUUUAAAAUAUUGUCGCCUCAACACAACUUCCAAUAGGUGAAUUCUGGUGAAGUUCCUCACAGAGAGAAGCCGAUCCCGGAUCAGAACCGAGCCUUCGGAUGACAGGAGCCGUGAGAAGCUCAGCUCAUGCCAUGAUAACGACGAAGUUCACUUUUCGAGGGGAUGGAGGCUCCUCCGGCGGCUUUCCGUCUCUGCUGCUUCCUCGCCGCUGCUCUCGCUUUCCAGGCCCAAGGAGAAAUGUACACGUCGCUCCAAAACGUGAGGCAAGCCAUUGACGUCGAGAGGAAACUGAUCGAUUAUCUGAGAACUUAUAUCGACAGCGAGCAGCAGAGACUGGAGGACAUCAAGCGGUUUCAUACCAAAGUGUCCGACCUCCACACGGAGCUCUACAAAGGCCCCGCAGCUGCAACAGCGAACCCACUGGUGGCCUUCACGCUCGUCAAGCGGCUGCAUUCGGAGUGGCUGAACGUCGUCUACAGCAACGAAGCUCAAGAAGCCGCUCAAACCCUCAGGUCCAGAUACGAGGAAGAGGAGUCUCACUUGCCCAAAGUGGAAGACCUCCGGGGGGCUGCAAAGGGGCUGAUGAGGCUCCAGGAUGUGUACUCCCUCCAAGUCUCGAGCCUGGUAGAGGGCCGCUUCCAGAGGGCCAGCGGUGGAGGUGUGAUUGACGUCUGCUCGCCUGCUGUGUCUGUCUCGCUGUCUGGCGACGACUGCUUCCUGGUUGGGAAGGUGGCCUAUGAGCAGGAAGACUACUACCACUCGGUGCAGUGGUUGGAGGAGUCGGUUCGUCUCUUCAGGGGAGCCGCGGGACAGUGGAGUCCUGAGAACGAAGGGACCUUAGAGGACGCUCUGGAUCACCUGGCUUUCUCCCACUUUAAAACAGGAAAUGUCUCGUAUGCCUUGAGUUUGUCUCACGAGUUACUGCAUCACGAUCCGAUGAAUGGACGGGUGUUGCAGAAUGUUGAGAAAUAUGAGAAGCUGCUGGGUUCUGCAGGUCCGACCGGGGAGAGCAGCUUCAGAAGACCCGGCUCCUCCUUCUUAACCACACGGGACACUUAUGAGAGACUGUGCCUGACUCAGGGCUCCCAGCCGAUGCACUUUGAAAACCCCGGACUGUUCUGUGACCUCUUCACCAGCAACAACAGCCCUGCGCUGCUGCUGCAGCCUGUGAGGCGGGAGAUCCUGAGCCUGCAGCCUCAUGUGGAGCUUUACCACGACUUCCUCACAGACGCCGAGGCGGAUGACAUCAAGAGGCUCGCCCAGCCUGGCUUGAAGAGAUCCGUGGUGGCAGCUGGAGAAAAGCAGGAAACAGCAGAUUAUCGAAUCAGCAAGAGUGCGUGGCUGAAGGCCUCGGGGAGCUCCACCGUUGGGAGGUUGGACCGAAGGAUUUCCAUGGUAACGGGUUUGAACGUGACGCACCCGUAUGGCGAGUUCCUGCAGGUGGUGAAUUAUGGGAUUGGUGGACACUAUGAACCACAUUUUGACCACGCCACAUCACCCUCCAGUCCUGUUUUCAAGCUGAGAACUGGGAACCGCAUGUCGACCUUCAUGAUCUACCUCAGCUCAGUGGAAGCUGGCGGCUCCACGGCCUUCAUAUAUGCCAACUUCAGUGUUCCAGUUGUGGAGAAAGCUGCCAUCUUUUGGUGGAACCUCCACAGAAAUGGUCAGGGAGACGAAGACACCCUGCAUGCUGGCUGCCCGGUGCUCAUCGGUGACAAGUGGGUGGCCAACAAAUGGAUCCACGAGUACGGCCAAGAGUUUGAGCGUCGCUGCAGCCUGAAUCCUGAGGAGUGAGAGGGAGCACAGGCCUUUACUACUGUCAGGCACGUUGGCAGGAAGAGACGAGGCAGCAGCCAGAGAGAGAGAGCAUGUGUGUGGGGGUGUGCGUGUGUGUGUGUGUGUGUGUGUGUGUGUGUGUGUGUGUGUGCACAGACGAGGGAGGGACCGGAGGGGCCAGCCUGCGUCUUUGAUUGGAGCCCAGGGCCCCAGGGAGCCUGGACACUCCUGCCGUGGAUGUGGAGGUGAAGGUGGAGCAAAAUCAGCCCAUGGAGACCAACUGUUUCCACCAGUCACUUCAUGCUAGUGGAGGAGUGUUUACAUUUCUUGCAUUUCGCAGGAAUGCUGGAAGACGCUCGUGCAGGGCACACGAUCCGCGUUGGACGUAAAUUAUCAAAUGAAACGUGUCCUAAAUUUGGUAAUCGUUGACGAUGUAAAGCUCAGACUGCGUAUAACAUCUCAUUCUGUCAUGCCUGACAGAAGAGUGUCGUCACUGUCAUCCCUUCUGACUAAGACCGAUGAAGAUGCGGUCAAGCAAAACAAAUAAACUAUUAAAACAGCCUC